This is a messenger RNA of Python bivittatus (Burmese python), 480 nucleotides long. It is a transcript of the gene LKAAEAR1, whose product is annotated as LKAAEAR motif containing 1. The record is from RefSeq and is a predicted model, not a curated record. NCBI's taxonomy places the organism in Eukaryota, Metazoa, Chordata, Lepidosauria, Squamata, Pythonidae.
AUGUCAGAAGCUAAAACUCUUCUGAGGAACAAGGGUACCCAACGGUUUCGGAAAUCUUUGCCUUCCUGUGAAGGGGGGAAGAUGAGUCCUGAGCAGAAAGCACGCUACUUGGCCUUUGCCGAUCCCAGUAAGCCAGACGUGAAGACCAUGCUGGCCGCAGCUCUUAUGAAAGAGAGGAAGGCCCUGGAUGAUCAUCAAAGAGAGCUGGACGAUAAAAACCUCAUUGGGGUUCUCAAGGCCUCGGAAGCUCGGAACCGCCUUCGAAACACAAGGCUCCAGUACCAGAAUUUGAGAGCACAAGAGAUCAACUUCUUGAUCUCCUUCCAGAGGAACGCAAAAGGCGCAGUGAGAUUAGAAGUCUUCCUCCCACCCAGGAAGAACAUUGCAAAAUUAUCUGACUGCAUGAACACCAUUCAGCGGAGCCGGAUUGAAGAGAUACUGGAAGAUGAAAGCGGUGAGAUCUAUAUCCGGAGGCCAUGA